UAGGGGUGUCUACGGGGAGUUUUAAAAACAAUUAAAAGGAUCUCAAGCUGGCAUCAAUAUUGUUGAUGCUCAGUGUGUAGAAACCUCAAAAUAAUAACUUCCUGUGUUUAGUAACUUUUUAAAGUAGAAUCUUUAUUGUAUGGUUUCAUCAAACACAAUUUUUUUAAAAAAAAAAAGAACAUGUAGUUUUAAUUAGCUGUCAAUUCAAGCAGUUGGAUUCUGCUAAACAACUGAACUGAAACUCAAAUCCCUUAGAAACGCUAUGCUCUCAGGCAUUUGUCAGCUCAGGUAUGAAACUGAAUUAGAAAAUUAAAAUUAGCACUGGGAGUUCAUUUUUAAAUAUCCAUGUUUUAAUGAAAGAAAAGAAUUGUUUGAUGUAUGCUUUUGAGUUGCUUAGCGUUCCAAUUAAUAGCUGCAAAAAUUAGAGCUAAUUAUAUUAAAUUUGAAUAUCUACUAUGGUGUUCACCACAUUGUCAAAAUCUUCUGUCAGCAUUGCCAUGGGUUACAAAUAAUGCAAUUAAAAUACUGAUUCUAGUAUUAAAAAGUUCUAUUUCCAAGGCUCUGAAUAAACAGGAAAAUAUAAGAGCAUGCACAUGAAGUCACUUUUCAGGUCACUAAACAAUAUAAUUGGGCAAUCAUUCCUAAUGCCCAUCUCUAAAGCUAGAUUUUCAAUUCCUUUCUAUUUUCUUCUGUUCAAACGAAGUUUGAGGCUAAUGCACAUUAUAGGGAUUCUGACUUGUAUAUGUUCUUCUGAUUAGCUCCCUCCAAAUUACAGUGACAGAGGUCAAACUCCCAAGUUCACCUUGAACUGAUUCUCCCUCUCAGAAUAGCAGCCUGAAUAUAUUAGGUUGAACCAAAAGAAAUGGUCACUUUUGAAGACUGUGAACUAUCAGACUGGUAAUUUCAUAUGCUUCAAUAUAGCACAAAUGUCCAACUGUCCUACAAAACAUAAACACUUUCUACAAUACACCUGUAGGUACUCCUUCCAGCCAAACUUUCCCCAGUUUAGAGUUAUUCUUAAAGAAGAGAUCCUCUAAGAACUGUCUGUUACUCAAAUUAGAAUGGAUUAUCGUGAUAUUUUCUUCUUUGUGCCUCAAUUCUUGGCAGGGACCUGAUUCUGUCUACACCUGGGUUAUGAGCAGGGUGAGCAAUUAGGAGUUGCAAAGGGUUGAGUGUGAGCCAGGAAGACUGGAGGUGCAGUUGCAUUAUAAAAUAGAGCCCUUAAAACAUUAAAUCUGAAGAUAGAAAAAAGAAAACGUCCUUUUAGGGCGAGGUGCAAAAGAAACUGCAUAGAAAACAGAACAGCAGAAUAUUCAGCCAAACUUCACGGUUAAAUCUUUGCAAACUCAGUGAAGUGCGUUCGCUUUAGAGCACACGUAUGAUUCAGUGAGAGACCCAUGUUAGCAAUUAAAAAUCAGUCAUUUCAUCAUUUCGGUCCCUGAUUUCAUUUGCACCAAGAGAGGGGCAACUUUUAAGGGUGACGAUAAAUCUCCCUGAGCUUGAAAGGCAGAGAGGGCCAAAGUGUGAACUUUCUACUUCAGCAACGGAAGCGAGAAAUCAAUGAUUCAUUAAAGCAGAGACCUCCUUGGAAGCUGGCAGAUGAGGAGGAAAGGAAGCUAAUUAUGUCUCCCUUUUCGGUGCUCGCUCCGACCAGUUUAUAAUCUGCUGCUUUGGGAGGUUUACCCUCAGCAUCUUCUGCUUUCUCCCUCAGCCCUCCCCUCCUUCGGGGAGCGAGAGGAGGGAAAAGCCAAGCACAGAGCUCCAAACUCCAGGUGGCUCUCAAAUGCUUCACUGCCAAGAGAGAGAGAGAGAAAAAAAAAAAAAAACUCCGACACAGGAAAACAAGUGAGAAAGGGGCUCCCCAGAGGGGAUUGGUUCAUGCUGGAAAAAGCAAAAUUCGGAAUGCACGAGGAUCCAGCUCGCGCCGGUGGCCAGCGCAGCGAGCACCAGGGCGCUCCAGCAGCAAUUAGGCGGAGCUGGAGGCCCCCGAGGCGGCUGCGGCUGCACAGCAGCGGGACGGACGGCAGCCCCCGAGCGUCUCCUUCUCCCCGCUCGCCGGCUCUCCCCCCUCUCGGCCCCCUCCCCCCUCCCACUCGCUGGCGUUCCCAGCAGCCGAGGGUUUCAGAUGUCCCACCGCAGUUUGACCCCCUCCCCCCGCCUCUCCACCCCUGCAAAUGAGGUUUGACCAGCAGAGGCAGAGCCCACCUCUGGCUCAGAAUCACUGACAUUUAGACUCCAGGCUUCAACCUGUUUACAAGCGGGCUUUCCAAAGGGAGAGGGGAAGGGAAACAGGGCCAAACAAAACACCAACCUCCAUCCCCCCCCCCACCCCCAAACAAGAAGUGACUUUCUGGAGGCUUCAAAUCAACAGGCACCACCAAAAAGAGAAAGCAAGAGAGGGAAGAAAACAACGGCGAGCGGGCAGCUGCCUCCAGUUCGGACAACUCCAAAGGGACGCACUUUCAGAACUGGGUGGCCGGCUGGGGCUCUGCGGAGCGGGACUAGAGGGUGCCAACCGCAGAGCGACGCGGAGAGCCCUGCCAGCCUCCCACCCCAGCCCCUUAGGUUUUGUUCACCGUGCUGUCAUCUGUUUUUCGGACCUUUUCUGUGCAUAACAUGGUGAAGAAAGGAGUGAAGAAGAGAACAAACUAACUCCUGGGGAAGUGAAGAUCGCUGGUGACCAAUACCACCGCCGCCGCCGCCAGCUCCUGCGUCCGCGGCCACCCACGUCCACCGGUCUCCCGCAGACUCGAGAGGAGCGCGGCCGCGGAUCCGAGAACGGGGCGAGGAGAGGCAGCCGGCCCUUCCGAGGAGUGAUGGAUGUUGGUGCAUUCACUUCUGGCCAGAUCCGCGCCUGCAGGGAGCUAAGCAGCGGCCGCCACCUCCAGCUGUCUCCUUGCCUCGCACCAGGUCUUACCCUUCCAGUAUGGUCCUUCUGAUGAGACAAUUUCCAGCGCCGAGAGUUUCAGUACAAUGUGGAAAUGGAUACUGACACAUGGUGCCUCAGCCUUUCCCCACCUGCCCGGCUGCUGCUGCUUCCUCUUGCUGUUCUUGGUGUCUUCGGUCCCUGUCACCUGCCAAGCCCUUGGUCAGGACACGGUGUCAUCGGAGGCCACCAACUCCUCCUCGUCCUCCUUCUCUUCUCCCUCCAGCGCGGGGAGGCAUGUGCGGAGCUACAACCACCUCCAAGGAGACGUCCGCUGGAGAAAGCUGUUCUCUUUCACCAAGUACUUUCUCAAGAUUGAGAAGAACGGGAAGGUCAGCGGUACCAAGAAGGAGAACUGCCCGUACAGUAUCCUGGAGAUAACUUCAGUGGAAAUCGGAGUUGUUGCUGUCAAAGCCAUUAACAGCAACUAUUACUUAGCCAUGAACAAGAAGGGGAAACUCUAUGGCUCAAAAGAAUUCAACAAUGACUGUAAGCUGAAGGAGAGGAUAGAGGAAAAUGGAUACAACACCUACGCGUCCUUUAAUUGGCAGCACAACGGGAGGCAAAUGUACGUGGCACUGAAUGGAAAAGGCGCUCCAAGGAGAGGACAGAAAACACGAAGGAAAAACACCUCUGCUCAUUUUCUUCCAAUGGUGGUACACUCAUAGAGGAGCACACUGUUUGUGGAUACAGUAGAACCAAAGGCUCUUUUGUCAGAAAUAGUUGAUAUUCUUCACGAAGACAGCAGCUCAAAAGGCAAGGACACACUGCAGAUAUCUGCUUGCUUGAAAGAAAGGAAGUCUUUCAAGGUUUCUGUACUCACUGCUGACAUAUGACAUUCUUUUAAUUAGUUCUGUGUCACACCUUAUAAUUGAGAUAUAAGCAGAUCAAAUGGGAUGGAAAUUAUGUCUAAGCAAACAACAUUAUGGCUGGGUUUUUGGUUAAGCUUUUGUUCCUGUUUUUUAACCUCUGAGACAGAACUUAAAGGACAUGGAACAAUCUGUUGAAUGAUCUUCGGGAAAGUUAUUUAUGGAAUACGGACUCAUAUCAAAGACUUUCACUGCUCAUUCAAGCCUAGUGAUUCAAUGAGCAGUAAGACACACAAGAAUUUACUGGAAAGCACUUGGGUCAUAUUAUAUGCACAACCAAAGAAGCUUUGGGAGUGGCAUCAUGGAAGAAUCAGAUAGAAUUUAAAAAUCUAAACAUGUUAGUAUAAAACUGUUCUAAAAAAACAAAUAGUAUGGUAUGCUUGUGCAUUCUGCCUUCAUCCCUUUCUAUUUCUCUCUAAGUUAUUUAUUUAAUAGGAUGUUAAAUAUCUUUUGGGGUUUUAAAGAGUAUCCUCAGCAGCUGCCCUCUGAUUUACCUUUUCUUUUUCUGCAGCACACCACGUGCACAUUCAUGACAAAGUGUUUUCAAAACUUGGCAAACACUUCAAGAACAGGAGAUGAGAUUGGGGAAGCAGUGUGAGUGCCCGUGCACUGUCAGUUGACUUGAUUUGCACUUCUGCAAUAAGAACCACUAACAAAAAUAUGACAGUUCUGUGGCAUGGCUUGACUGGGGGAUCUCUGCAAUCAUUUAGAAACAUCUAUCACUCUUAAGGCUUCUUUUUUUAACAAAUAGACAAGAAGGCCAAAAUCUUCUCUUUCAUUACAUCAAUGGGUCUCUAAGAAAACACUAAAAGAAGGGAAUUUAUUGUUAGAUACAUUUCAGUAGCCUAGCCUCAUUAUUUACUAAUGAGUUUUUGCCGUAUGUCACAAUGGUAAGUGAUGAAGAGGCUGUCUGCAUAUUAAGAACCCUGUAUAAGUCCUACAUAGUGCAUCUCCCCCAAAGAAAUAUGAAGAAAUUUGUUAUGAAGUGCAACUCUCCCAGGGGCUUAAACUGAGCAAAUAUAUUCUGGUAUAUGUGUAACUAUAUACUGAAACCUGUUCAAGCUGUAUGAUCUAGUCUUACAAUACCAAAUAAAACUUACAUUGUGUAAAUUUAAAGAGCUUCGGAAGGUUCGAUAAUGUAACCGUAUUGAAAUUCAUUUGUUAGAGCAGGUAUAGAAAAACAAUACAUGCGUGUACCAGUCAUCACCACAUUGUAUUCCACUAAAUAAAUACAUAAGCCUUAUUUGCAGUGUCUGUAGUGAUAAAAAAGAAGUGUAGAAAAAUACUAUUUGUUCUAAAUACUUUAAGUGAUAACUAUAAGAUUAUAUUGAUGCUGCAGUUUUUUUACCUUCAUAUUUCUUGUUUUGAAAAGGUCUGUUUAUUUUUAUUGUUUGGACACAGUAUUUUGGUACAAGGGAAAGACUCACUAAAUGAGUCUUUUUUACUAAAGUUUAACCUCUAGAAAGGCUGGUGUUUGUGAUCCACUCUUAUAACUUAAUUGUGUCAAUGCUUAACCAGAACUUUCAGUUAAUCUGUUAUUUAAGAAUUAGCUUUAUUAAGAAACUUUCCCAUAAAAUAAUCCCAUAUUUUUCUCAUUCCUUAAAAAAGUUGAGAUUUCAAAAGAAAUGCAUUUGAGGCAGAGUGUUUUAGCUUAUGGCUAAAGUUGCAUUUCAUGGCACCUGGCUUCCAACUUGCUUUAUGACAGAUGGGAUUCUAAAAAUGUUGAAUUUUUGUGGUUGGACUCUGUAUGUUAAAAAUUAAUUGGCAGCUGAGUGUAUAGGAAAGCUAUAAUGUGAUGCAUUCCUAUCAGAACUUGAUUAUCUUUGUUCUUUUAUUUUAAAAUAAUAAUUGUACCUGACACAUGAACAUGGACCACCCACAACCAAAAUGAAAUGUUUGAUGAGAUAAAUACAAAUACAGUAUUAGAUGACCCCGGUAACAGCAAAUAGGGCACAAAUUAGAUUCGAAUUUCACAUAGCCAUUUAGAUUACCAAAGAGACUGUGUGUAAACAGUCAUCAUUAUAGUACCCAAAACACUGAAACAGCUUCUAGCAAAAUGUAUCAAAGCUUGCAGAAACCAAAAGUACAAAACAUCUCACUCUCCUCUCCCCCUCAACACACACACACACAUCCACAGAGAUAAAGGCAAAAACAGUUUGGUAAGGAGAAAUGAGAUUCUCUUGCAUUUAAAAAUGGCAUCUCUGCCCAAUAUUGAGAUAAAAUUCUGGUCCCCUUUGCAGCUGGAUUGUUCUACUGGAGGAAAAGCAGCUCCAGUCCUGAAUGUUGUAUGUUUAAAAAAAAAAAAGCAUCAUAGUUUUGGGAGUACUGCCUCUGCAGGAAGUGUGGCCCCUGGCCACAAUGUCAAAGUGUGUCAGCUACAAAUGUGUGUCUAUCUGAGUGUUGGUUCUGAGGAUAAAGAUAAAGAAUCCCUCAUAAAGAUAGAGAAUCCCUCCCUCCUCCUACCUCCCAAAAACCUCCCAAAAGGCUGAACAGUGUAUUGUAUGUUACAUUUAAAUAAAUCAAUAAAAAUGCUGGGAAAAGAAAAUAAAA
Molecule: messenger RNA, 6345 nt
Organism: Manis pentadactyla (Chinese pangolin)
Lineage: Eukaryota; Metazoa; Chordata; Mammalia; Pholidota; Manidae
Gene: FGF10
Product: fibroblast growth factor 10
Exons: 3
Coding region: 2974-3594 (206 amino acids)
Biological process (GO): cell differentiation; limb development; secretion by lung epithelial cell involved in lung growth
Cellular component (GO): cytoplasm
Molecular function (GO): type 2 fibroblast growth factor receptor binding; chemoattractant activity; growth factor activity
Source: RefSeq, a predicted model, not a curated record